AUGGCAGACCACAAUGGACAUUCACGAGAUGUCCCAGACCGAGACCGGAACUCCCAGAAUGUUGCGAGAUCGUCGGCCACCUCGAGACCCUUUCUUAAUAGCCCUUCUGCACCUCUAGCCGUCCCACCAAAAGACCAAAGUCAACUUUCCGAAAAUGUGGUAGAGGAACCUACACCUACAAGGACCUCAUUCGCGCUUGGGCAUAGUGAUCGCGACGACGAAGAGCCAGACGAUGACGAAGAGUUUGAAUCACAUUACUCCAGACACAGUUCUCCUGCCUCAUCCUCUGCAAGCACAGAGGAUGACGAACCAGAAGAAGGCGACGAGCUUGGUCUCGAUCCGGUACAGCGAGUGAGCUCCAUGCCAGCAACUGUCAAUCAUCAUGGUCUACAUAGAAGUAUACACUCCACGACAUCACUUUCGAGCAUGCCACCACCAAUACCUCGACCACUAUACCCACCCUUCUACAACAAGCCUCCUACUCCGCUCCCACCUUCGCCGAGUUUGACCUCCCUCCUGCGCCCUCCUUCUCUGCUUAAUCGCAGCACAGCCUCGACUAGACCGACCUCACCUGACUCUUCAGACGUCGACGAGACACCCAACGAUACAGAAGCACAAGUAGCACAGCAAGCACGCAGAGCAUCUCCGGUACCGCCGACUGCGCCAAAGGUCCCGACCUACGAAUAUUAUGGAUUUGUGCUCUAUCUUGCUUCUUCACUAGCAUUUGUCAUGUACAUAUUAUGGGCGUACCUCCCUAGUCCGUUUCUGCACGCGCUGGGCAUAACAUACUAUCCGGAUCGAUGGUGGGCGUUGGCAAUACCAGCCUGGAUUGUGAUGUUGCUAAUCUACAUAUACGUGGCGUUAGCUUGCUACAACGUGGAAUACCUCACACUCGGUCUCGAGAGAGUGGAAACCAUGGUCGAUGAGGCGGGUAGUGUUGCGAUUCUGGACAUCAACGGGCGCAUACGCAAAGGAGGAAGUAAGAGAUAUGUGGCAGAAUUAGAGGAAAGGAAGCGCAGAGAGAUGAUGAUGCAGACGUGGGAAAGAAGGAAGAAGGGAGGUACUGGGAGUGGUAGGAGCUCGAAGAGGAAAGCGAAGAAGGAACGUGAAAAGAACGAGGUGGAUGAGUGGUAUGGGUAUACUGGUCAGAUUACAGAGACUGGAGUUGCGUCUGGCUUGAGCUGGAGGCAAAUCUGGAACGAAGGCACGGAUGCUGUUUUGGAUGUGCCUCUCGGCGGUGUAUGUGAAGUUCUUUAUGGAGAUGGUAGAGACGUCUUGUAA
Lithohypha guttulata is the source of this 1281-nucleotide messenger RNA. RefSeq lists its product as uncharacterized. NCBI's taxonomy places the organism in Eukaryota, Fungi, Ascomycota, Eurotiomycetes, Chaetothyriales, Trichomeriaceae. Gene Ontology annotation, biological process: GPI anchor biosynthetic process. The record is from RefSeq and is a predicted model, not a curated record. Gene Ontology annotation, cellular component: endoplasmic reticulum. Bases 1 to 1281 code for a protein of 426 amino acids. The transcript has a single exon.